AUGCGGGCUAAUGAAGAACCACCGCGCACUCUUUACGACAAGGUUCUUCAAAGUCAUAUUGUAGAUGAGAGGCCCGAUGGUACCAUCUUACUCUACAUCGAUCGACAUCUGGUUCAUGAGGUUACUUCACCCCAAGCUUUUGAGGGCUUAAGGAAUGCCGCUCGUAAAGUCAGACGACCUGACUGCACCCUUGCAACCACUGACCAUAAUGUUCCAACGACUUCCCGGAAAGCACUCAAAAAUAUUGCCACGUUCGUAGAAGAGGAAGAUUCUCGCUUACAAUGCCUAACUCUUGAAACUAACGUCAAGGAGUUUGGUAUCACUUACUUUGGCUUGGGAGAUAUGCGCCAAGGUAUUGUGCAUAUCAUUGGCCCUGAACAAGGCUUUACCUUACCGGGAACAACUGUUGUAUGCGGUGACAGCCAUACUUCAACUCACGGAGCCUUUGGAGCUUUGGCUUUCGGUAUUGGAACGAGUGAGGUAGAGCACGUUCUUGCUACGCAAACUUUGAUCACAAAGCGAAGCAAAAAUAUGCGGGUCCUGAUAGAAGGCGAUCUUAGCCCUGGAGUUAGUUCCAAGGACGUCGUUCUCCAUGUUAUCGGAAAAAUAGGCACUGCCGGUGGAACUGGUGCGGUAAUUGAGUUUUGCGGUUCGACCAUUCGGGCUCUAAGUAUGGAAGCACGCAUGUCGAUAUGUAACAUGUCAAUUGAGGGUGGUGCACGAGCUGGAAUGGUGGCCCCAGAUGAUAUCACUUUCGAGUAUCUCAAAAAUCGGCCCUUGGCACCAAAGUUUGAUUCUGCUGAAUGGCACCAAGCCGUCCACUACUGGAAGAGUCUCCAAUCAGACUCGAACGCCAAGUACGAUAUAGAUGUCUUCAUAGAUGCGCUUGAAAUAUCUCCAACAGUAACAUGGGGAACCAGUCCAGAGGAUAUCGUGCCUAUUACCGGCUUCGUUCCUGAUCCCGCUAGUUUUCCCACUGAAGAAAAGCGGAUUGCGGGCAAUCGUAAGUUAGAAUACAUGGGGCUAACUCCUGGCACCCCUAUGCAAGACAUUCUUUUGGAUAAAAUUUUUAUCGGUUCCUGCACUAACGCUCGUAUCGAAGACUUAAGGGCUGCUGCCACUAUUCUAAAGGGUCGUAGGGUUGCUCCUAAUAUCAAGCGGGCAUUAGUCGUCCCUGGAAGUGGUCUAGUGAAGAAGCAGGCUGAAUCUGAGGGACUUGAUAAGAUAUUUACUGAUUCAGGAUUUGAAUGGCGUGAAGCAGGAUGCAGUAUGUGUCUUGGCAUGAAUCCAGAUAUUCUGUUGCCACAAGAGCGAUGUGCAAGCACCAGCAAUCGAAAUUUCGAGGGAAGGCAAGGAGCAGGGGGACGAACUCAUCUGGUAUCUCCAGUAACUGCUGCUGCGUGUGCCAUUGAAGGCAAGCUGUCAGACGUACGAAAAUUAAUUACCAAAAAUCCCGAUCCAUCCAAAGUUCUCCCGCAGGAACACAUAGAGGCCAAGACGCAUGAAGAUACGCAACUUAUGGCGGAUAAUAUCGAGCAAGAAACACUAGAUGAUACAGCCGUUGAUAGAAUUCUAAACUCGAAUACUGCAGAUUCUCAAUCUCGCUCUGCAGGACUCCCUAUUUUCAGUACCCUGAAGGGUUUCGCAGCGCCCCUCGACUGCUCAAACGUUGACACGGAUGCCAUAAUUCCGAAACAGUUUCUGAAGACUAUUAAACGAACGGGAUUAGGCUCAUCUUUGUUUUACGAAUUACGCUAUAAUUCCGACGGAAGCGAGAGGGCUGGCUUUAUCCUGAACAAAGAGCCCUACCGCCAAGCUCGCACUCUAGUUGUAACAGGCCCCAACUUUGGGUGUGGCUCAUCUCGCGAACAUGCACCAUGGGCUUUGUUAGAUUUUGGGAUCAGGUGUAUAAUCGCACCAUCUUUUGCUGAUAUUUUUUACAACAAUACCUUCAAAAACGGCAUGUUACCAAUACCCAUCAGCAAUUCCAUACACCUCAAUGCUAUCAUCGCAGAAGCGCGUGCAGGAAAUGAAAUCGAAAUUGAUCUUCCUAACCAGCUCAUUAAAUCACAAACAGGGCAGCCAAUUUGUAGUUUUGAAGUCGAAGAAUUUCGAAAGUAUUGCCUCAUCAAUGGUUUGGAUGAUAUUGGCUUGACGAUGAAAAUGGAAGAUAAGAUAUCAGAAUUUGAGAAAAAAAUGACACGACUUACACCUUGGCUAAAUGGGAGCGGAUAUUUGAAAAGACGGGACGGAGGAAUGUUAGCAGUAGCUGCAAUUCCAAUUCCUAAAACCAACCAGGGUGACAAGCUGACAGACCCUUUGGAUUGGUAA
Blumeria graminis f. sp. triticale is the source of this 2331-nucleotide messenger RNA. The record is from the annotation of a GenBank genome assembly. NCBI's taxonomy places the organism in Eukaryota, Fungi, Ascomycota, Leotiomycetes, Helotiales, Erysiphaceae.